AAGAAAACCAAAAAAAAAACAAAAAACCAAAAGAGAGAGAGAAGAGAAGAGGAUCGAACGGAGGAAGAAUCUUCCUCUCUCUAUUUUUAAGGAAAGAUUCGUAAAUUAGUGGCAACAAAGAAUAAACGAACCUGAGAAGACACUGCAAAAACAAAUACAAAAACAAUCCCGGAGAAGAAGACGACGACGAAGAGUGACCUUCGUUAAAGUUCUUCAAAUUCCGUGACGAAAGAUCUUUCUUUUUUAUAAAAAAAAAUCCAGAAAUUUUGUUUUGAUCAUUUCGAUGUUUUGACCGAAACCCAUAUUUCAGAUCUUGGUAAAGCGUUGAUAUGAAUCUGAAAGUUGGUUCAUUUCGAUCUGGGUUUUGGCUAAAUUGAAGAUGCAUCAUCACAAUCCAUUCACAACAAUGCGAAGUUUAAAACUUGCUGAAGGUUGUAAAGGUACGCAAGUCUACGCUCUCAACCCUCCUCCGCCCGGAACCGGAGGAGGAGUUGGUGAUAAGCUCCUACAACAUCUUCAAGAUCACCUCCGCGUAAACUCAAUCCGAUCCAAAUCAAGCCGUACAUAUAAUCAACCCGUCGUCUCCCCUGAAUCCCUCCUCCCUUAUGGCCUCCCCCUCACCGAUCUCCUCGAGCCUCAGAUCGAUCCUUCCUUGAAAUUCCCCGACUUGGUUGAGAAGAUGGCUCAUCUCUACCGUCGCAUCGACGCCUCCCCGCAGCUCGACAAAUCCGGAGCCUUUUUAGAACAAUGCGCCGUCUUCCGAGGCUUAUCCGAUCCCAAGCUUUUCCGGCGGAGUCUCCGAUCGUCGAGACAGCACGCCGUUGAUGUCCACGCGAAAGUUGUUUUGUCGUCGUGGCUUAGAUUCGAGAGGAGGGAGGAUGAGUUGAUCGGAACGUCUUCUAUGGAUUGCUGUGGGAGAAUCUUGGAAUGUCCCAAGGCCACUCUUGUUCCCGGGUAUGACCCGGGAUCCGUUUACGAUCCAUGUCUCUGCUCCGGAGCAAAGGACGUUGAUGUUGUUCAAGAAUGUUCGACUUCUGAGGAAGCGUUGGAUUAUGACAUGUCCUUUUGUAUUGGCGACGAGGAGGUUCGUUGCGUGAGGUACAAGAUAGCGUCUUUGUCGAGGCCUUUUAAGGCCAUGUUGUACGGAGGGUUUAGAGAGAUGAAGCUAGGGACGAUUAGUUUCACGCAGAACGGAAUCUCUGUUGAAGGGAUGAGAGCUGCUGAGAUAUUCAGCAGGACUAAGAGGUUAGAUGGCUUCUCUCCUAACGUUGUCUUGGAGCUACUCAAGCUAGCGAAUAGGUUUUGUUGUGAUGAGUUGAAGUCUUCUUGCGAUACGCAUUUGGCGCAUCUUGUUAAUUCUUUGGACGAGGCGAUGUUGUUGAUCGAGUAUGGUUUAGAGGAGGCUGCGUAUCUUCUUGUGGCUGCUUGUCUCCAGGUUUUCCUCAGGGAGUUGCCUAGCUCUAUGCAUGAUCCCAACGUUAUAAAGAUCUUUUGCAGCGCCGAGGGAAGGGAGAGAUUGGCGUCUCUUGGCCAUGCUUCUUUUGCGUUGUACUUCUUCUUAAGCCAGAUUGCUAUGGAAGAUGAUAUGAAAUCCAACACAACUGUGAUGAUUCUGGAACGUUUGGUUGAAUGCGCGGUGGAGAGUUGGGAGAAACAGCUUGCUUACCACCAACUAGGGGUUGUGAUGCUGGAGAGGAAAGAGUAUAAAGAUGCUCAGAGAGCGUUUAACACAGCUGUUGAAGCUGGUCAUCUUUACUCCCUCGUGGGUGUUGCUAGGUCUAAGUUCAAGCGUGACCAUAGGUACUCGGCUUAUAAGAUCAUCAACUCGCUGAUGUCGGAUUACAAGGCUACUGGGUGGAUGCACCAGGAGAGGUCCUUGUAUUGCAGUGGUAAAGAAAAGCUGCUUGAUUUGGAUAUAGCUUCCGAGUUAGACCCGACUUUGACAUUCCCCUACAAGUUCAGGGCAGUGGCGUUGGUGGAGGAGAAUCAGUUUGGUGCUGCCAUCUUGGAACUGAACAAGAUUCUUGGAUUCAAGGCCUCGCCUGACUGUCUGGAGAUGAGGGCUUGGAUUUCUAUAGGCAAGGAGGAUUACGAGGGUGCUUUGAAAGAUAUCCGGGCACUUUUGACAUUGGAGCCCAACUUUAUGAUGUUUAAUGGUAAGAUCCAUGCUGAUCAUAUGGUGGAGCUGCUCCGUCCUCUGGCUCAUCAGCGGAGCCAAGCUGAUUGCUGGAUGCAGCUGUUUGAUCAUUGGUCUUCUGUGGAUGAUAUUGGAUCUCUAGCAGUUGUUCAUGAUAUGCUUGCACAUGAUCCAGGGAAUAGUCUUUUGCGGUUCAGACAGUCUCUUCUUCUGCUAAGGCUAAAUUGUCAAAAGGCAGCAAUGCGUUGUCUGAGAUUGGCUAGAAACCAUUCAAAGUUGAAGCAUGAGAGACUUGUGUAUGAAGGAUGGAUAUUGUAUGAUACAGGCCACCGCGAGGAAGCCCUGGCCAAGGCUGAGGAGUCAAUUUCCAUACAAAGAUCUUUCGAAGUGUUUUUCCUCAAAGCUUAUGCUCUUGCAGACUCUACCCUCGACCCUAAGUCCUCAGAGUACGUUAUCCAGCUCCUUGAAGAAGCACUUCGGUGCCCUUCUGAUGCUCUCCGUAAGGGACAAGCUUUGAACAACCUGGGAAGUGUAUAUGUGGAUUGUGAUAAGCUGGAUCUAGCAGCUGAUUGCUAUACGAACGCGCUCAACAUCAAGCACACACGAGCUCACCAAGGACUUGCUCGUGUUUAUCAUCUGAAAAAUGAACGUAAAGCUGCUUAUGAUGAGAUGACAAAGCUAAUAGAGAAGGCUCAGAACAAUGCAUCAGCAUAUGAGAAGCGUUCUGAAUACUGUGACCGCGAAAUGGCACAAAGCGACCUCAGCCUGGCUACACAACUCGACCCUCUCCGUACCUAUCCUUAUAGAUACAGAGCCGCAGUUCUUAUGGACGACCACAAAGAAAAUGAAGCCAUAGAGGAGCUCUCGAGGGCGAUAUCCUUUAAACCAGAUCUGCAGCUGUUACAUCUACGGGCAGCUUUCUAUGAUUCCAUGGGAGAAGGUGCAUCUGCUAUCAAAGAUUGUGAAGCAGCUUUGUGUAUAGAUCCAGGUCAUGCAGAUACACUCGACCUCUACCACAAAGCACGUGAAUCAAAUGCUACCGAUCAAAAGUAG
Eruca vesicaria subsp. sativa (arugula) is the source of this 3190-nucleotide messenger RNA. NCBI's taxonomy places the organism in Eukaryota, Viridiplantae, Streptophyta, Magnoliopsida, Brassicales, Brassicaceae. The record is from the annotation of a GenBank genome assembly.